GCUGCGCUGACCCAGGGGAAUCCCUGAGCUGCAGGCAGACGCUCAGAAUCCCUCUCCCUCCCGGAGCAGGGGCUCCAGCCUCUGCAAUUUUUCUCGUUGCCGGCGAGGGCACCGGCGGCUGGGCAGAGCUGCGCAGCUCUGCUUAGGGCACGUGGCAGGAGCCCUGCAAGGGCAGCGCGACACCAGGGCUUCUGGAGGAAAGCCGCAGCUGCCCCCUAGGUCAGCCUCCACGUCAGCCCCAGCGAGAGGCACGGAGAAGAAAAGAGCCUCAGCAGUGGGCUGGUGGAGCAGAGGAAGAAAGAGGACCCCAACGCUCAUGCAUUGGGCAAGGUGGUUGUUCCUUGCUGCCCCUACUGGAAACACCCCCCUGAGAUCCGGAUUCACUCUGAAUCCCUGUCUGACAUCCCAGCUGGAGCAAAUCAGCCACGGGGCGCACAUCGUUCCUCCAUUUCCAGCUGCACACUGGGGCCGAAGGCAGCGCUCCCCCGUCGCUAACUUGGGGAUGGGGCUGAAAUCUCCCCACGGCCCAUCAGAGACAGUACCUGUGUCGCUCCCCAGCUCCAGUCGCAGCGUCUCUAGGGGAAGGAGAGGAGGGAGAGUUUUCAAGCACAAGUUUAUUUUGUUGGACUGUGUUGGAAAGUUGAGAGGAGAAACUGGAGGCACAGAAGGUGAUGUGAUUUGCUCAAGGUUACGCAGCAGCAGUUGCAAUACAGGGAGGGAGUGCCCUAGGACACAGGAUCGCCCCAGUCCCGGACAGGUCUCUCACAGGGAGGACGGGGCGUUUCAGAGGCCGGAGCCGGGGUUUGCGGAGCUGGAGAAGAGACUGGGCGAUUUCUCCCUGCAAAGCGCCUGCCUGCAGCAGGUGCUGCUGGGAUUCAAAGAGACGCUGCGACUGGAGCUGGGGAGCGACACAGGCUGUGGGACGACGUCCACCUUUCCCUCGGGCUGGGCUCAGCCUUUCAUGGGAUGGGGACGGGAACCGGCUGCCGGGGAGCUGGCUGAGCGCCAGGGACUGCCACGCCAGAGCUGUGUUCUCCUCUGGCCUCAGCGCAGCCAGACAAGUCCCCGUGGGCUGCAGCGGAAGGGGCUGGACUUUCCCUCUUGCAGUCGGAGCUCAAACAUCGCGGGAUCCCAACACCCCUGAGCGCUUCUCUAGGGUGACCAGACAGCAAGUUUGACCUGCAGCCUGCACGCGUUACCUCCCCUGCACAGAGAAGACAGGUCUACAAUCCUAUCUGCCCUGAUUCCUCAAGAGAGUCCGGGUGAGCCUUGACCCCCCUCAGUCGGUGCCCCCCAAACCACCCUAGGCUGUGACACCCAAACACAGCCGUGUUUUCAAUAGGCUGAAGUGUGGCUUAGGUUAUGUCUUUUCUCAAUGUGCAUACGGGUCCGGUGUGAUUUCUGAGGAAGCAAUGUAUGAUUUUUGCAUGUGUAUUAUUUUUGCAUGGGGUGUGUGUGUGUGUGCUACCCCAAAAACAGACUCAGGGAUCCCAGCGUAUCCCUCCUAUUGCUGACCCCUGGCUUCCUAAGAUGUCGACCUAUUAAUCUGUUCC
Messenger RNA from Gopherus flavomarginatus (Mexican gopher tortoise), 1553 nucleotides. RefSeq lists its product as uncharacterized. The transcript is spliced from 8 exons. The record is from RefSeq and is a predicted model, not a curated record. Bases 317 to 1144 code for a protein of 275 amino acids. NCBI's taxonomy places the organism in Eukaryota, Metazoa, Chordata, Testudines, Testudinidae.